AUAGGUACUUUUACCAUAGAUGAUACGUUUAUUGCCAAUGCAUAGUCGCAUUUUAUGUGAUAAUUGUGUGUGCAAAGCAAAGUUUGAUUUUCUUUUAUUCCACGAAAAAAAAUGUGUGACGGAAGGACAGUUUUGGUCGUCGACAAUGGUUCUGUGACGUGCAAAGUGGGAUUUGCUGGACAAAACGCCCCGCAUGCCGUUGUCCCUACGAUAGUUUCCAGUUCCAAGCUUAUUGGUCCCACCUACGUCGGCACGAUAAAGUGCCCGAUGGAACAAGGCAAUAUUACCGAUUGGGACAAUAUGGAAGAAAUCUGGCGUCAGGCUUUCUACGAAGUAUUACAUGUAACUCCAAAAGAUCACCCUGUUUUGCUUACAGAAUCCCCACUGAACCCAAAGUUUAAAAGGGAAAAGAUGGCUCAGAUUAUGUUUGAGUAUUUCGGAAUUCCUGCAAUGUACUUAGCUAAUCAAGCAGUACUCUCUCUGUAUGCUUCUGGACGUAGCACUGGCAUUGUACUGGAGUCCGGAGAUGGUGCCUCACACGCAGUGCCUAUUUAUGAAAAUCACGCUAUAUCCAGCGCCAUUUCGCCUUUGAAUUUUGCUGGCCGUGCAUUGACCGACUACCUAUUGAACCUCUUAAGCCAACGUAGAUACACUCCACCAACCGAACAAUAUAUUGGUCGAGAUAUCAAAGAAAACCUUUGCUACAUAGCUCUGGACUACGAAGAAGAAAUAGGCCGCAAACAAUGGCUACAAGAUCACCGCCUUCCAGAUGGUCAAACUAUCGCCAUUGGAAAUGAAUGCUUCACAUGUCCAGAGGCCCUUUUCCAGCCAUCAUUUUUAGGCAUCAAUGCUUGCGGUAUCCAUGAAAUCACUAACAAUUCAAUCAUGAAGUGCGAUGCAGAUAUCAGGAAGGACUUGUACUCCAACAUUAUACUUUCUGGAGGUACCACCAUGUUUAGGGGCAUUGUUGAUCGUAUGCAAAAAGAAAUCAUCGCCUUGGCACCGUCUUCCACGGAAAUUAAAAUCAGCCCACCGGAAAAAGACUCGGCUUGGAUCGGUGGUUCUAAUUUGGCUUCUUCGUCCACUUUCGAAAAAAUGUGGAUCUCUAGCCAAGAGUAUUACGAGUGCGGACCACGCAUCGUCGAUAGGAAAUGUUUCUAGUUUUACUGUCAUGUGUACUUAAUAUUUUGUUAUGUUAGUGGUAUUAACUGCUUUAAGAGUUUACCAAAGUCGGUUUCAUCUCUUCACUUGUAGUAGGUAUACAUUUUGGAGAAAACUGACAGAAAUAGUGAGAGUAUUUUGUCUCCUCUAGAAAAAGACAAGAUUUAUUUGCAAUUUCUUCAAAUAAAACAUGAGGCAGGUGGCUUAACUUUCAUGUGUUUCAAUAGAAAGCAAAAACUGAUGUGGGGCAAAUAUUCACCAAAAGCUUACACCAUCAUAAUUAUCUGUAGAAACAAAUUGCAAAAUUUUCCUUGCUUUUCUUUCAUUUGGCACUUUUCUAUGGUAUCUUUGUCUGAUUAGUUUGAAUAUAAACUUCACAAAGUACAGAUGCUGAAUAUUUUUAAUAAUAUCCUAUUUUCCUAUGCAACAACACCCUGCCACAGGGGUCACCGUCAAUUCGUCGUAAAUCAAUAUGUCGUACAUCAAUUCGCCGUACGCCAAUUCGGCGUAAAGUCAAUUCGUCGUAUAUGCCAAUUCGUCGUAAAGUGAUUUUGUCGUAAAGUCAAUUCGUCGCGUACGUCAAUUCGUCGUAAAGUCAAUUCGUCGUAUACGUCAAUUCGUCGUAACAUUAUUUCGUCGUAUACUUCAAUUCGUCGUAUAGGUAAUUCGUCGUAUACGUCAAUAAGUCGUAUUUCAGGUAUUAUGUUAAAAUAUUGAAAUUUAUAAAUUUAC
This is a messenger RNA of Ceutorhynchus assimilis (cabbage seed weevil), 1893 nucleotides long. NCBI's taxonomy places the organism in Eukaryota, Metazoa, Arthropoda, Insecta, Coleoptera, Curculionidae. The record is from the annotation of a GenBank genome assembly.